Trematosphaeria pertusa is the source of this 1129-nucleotide messenger RNA. RefSeq lists its product as uncharacterized. Bases 122 to 817 code for a protein of 231 amino acids. The transcript has a single exon. Lineage: Eukaryota; Fungi; Ascomycota; Dothideomycetes; Pleosporales; Trematosphaeriaceae. The record is from RefSeq and is a predicted model, not a curated record.
CAACCAACCACUCAACACAGCACUACCACCACCAUCACUGCUACCACUACAAACAAGCAGCUAACUCAUCCACCACUACUGACAACUACCAGUCAGCCAGCCAGCGACCACAUCCUCCACCAUGUCGCAGCAACUCCCCACUCGCCAAGCCUUCCUGGACGCGGACGGCCUCCAGCCCCUCGAAUGCCCCAUAUGCCGGCAACCCUUCGACUUGGAGGAGCACAGCGCACAGCAGGUUCGCGGCUGUAACCACUUCUUCGGAGAGCGUUGUAUCCGCCGCUGGUUCCGCUUGCCCACGGCCAACCACCACACAUGCCCGAUCUGCAGGGUCGAGCUCUUCCAGAACGAGCACGACGCCGACGCGGGCUCGCCGCGCACGCAGCGCCUCCGCGAGGCGGCGGCGCGCGGGCACCAGCAGGACCACGAGCGGCUGAACGGCGGGAGGAAUGCGGGCCGUCGCAGCGUGCGCUUCGCCAGCCCCCCUGCGAGCAGCAGCAGCGGUGGCUACCACCAAGCUCCCCAGGCGCCCCCGCCUGCUCCCGCUCCCUCCCACUCCUCCAGCCGGCCCAGCCCGCCGCAGGGCAGCAGCUCGCAACUAUACUCCUUUGCCGAGCCGCCGCCCAGCACGCGGCGCAUCUGGCUGCCCAUCCCGCAGGCUAGCACUGGGUUCCAGACCCCGCAGGCGGUCAUGGAUGCGGAGGCCCGCGCCGCCCGCGAGACGGGGGUUUCGAGCGUCAUGCACUAUGCGGCUUCGAAGCCGCCGCCGCCGCCGGGGGUUGAUCCGGUGGAGUGGUACACUAGGCGGCGGAGGAGAUAGAUACGGCGGAUUGGGGAGUGAAGGAGUCCAGGAGGAGGGAUACGGGGGAGGAUGGAUUCGAGGGAGUUUGAAGGCGUUCGGGGCGUUCGGGGUAUAGAUCUGGUUUCGGUUCUUAUUUUCACUUGGGUAUUGCAGGCUGAAGCACUCUAGGCUACGGGAUACGCAGGGGAACCUCCACGGCUACGAGGAUUGCAUGCGGAAUAGAUUUCCUUCAGUAUUGUGGGCUGAACAGCCCCGGGCUAGGGGAUACGCGGAGGGACCUCGAGGACUGCAUGCGGGAUAGAUUUGUUUCAGUAUUGCGGGCUGGAGGCG